CGCACAUAAGCAAGCGACGCAACCCGUGAUUACCCGUCUUUACAAGCCACACGAAGCCUUGCACACCAUCUUCACUAGCUCUUGCUGCAUCUCUGUCUCCAGGAAGUAAGAGCGGGUCAGCGGGACACCAACCGACGCAGAGCAGAGCAGAGCAGAGAGGAAGCCAGAAGCGAGCGUCUGCGGCAAGAAGAAUCAAGAUGGGCAAGGAGCAGCGGCAGGAGUCGCCGCCGAUGCUUCUCGUCGUGGCUCUCGCCGCCGUCUUCCUGUGCUCGUGCCCCGCCGCCGUCUCCGCUCGUAAGGUGGGGGAGACGUGCGCGCUGGGGCGGAACUGCGACGCGGGGCUGCACUGCGAGACGUGCGUGGCCGACGGCAACGUGCGCCCCCGCUGCACCCGCGUCACCCCCGUCGACCCUCAGACCAAGGACCGGGGGCUGCCGUUCAACCGCUACUCGUGGCUGACGACGCACAACUCGUUCGCGCGCCUGGGCACCCGCUCCCAGACGGGGACGGCCAUCGCCACGGCAUGGAACCAGCAGGACACCGUCACCCAGCAGCUCAACAACGGCGUGCGAGGGCUGAUGCUGGACAUGUACGACUUCCGGAACGACAUCUGGCUCUGCCACUCCUACGGCGGCGCCUGCCAAAACUUCACCGCCUUCACGCCGGCGGUGGACGUGCUCCGGGAGAUCGAGGCGUUCCUGGCGGCGAACCCGUCGGAGGUGGUGACCAUAUUCAUCGAGGACUACGUGGAGUCGCCGCGGGGGCUGACCCGGGUCUUCAACGCCUCCGGCCUGACGCGUUACCUGUUCCCGGCGUGGCGGAUGCCCAAGAACGGCGGCGACUGGCCGCUGCUGGGCGACAUGGUCCGCGACAACCACCGCCUGCUCGUCUUCACCUCCAGGUCCGCCAAGGAGGCCUCCGAGGGCUUCGCGCACGAGUGGCGCUACGUCGUCGAGAACCAGUAUGGGAGCAAAGGGAUGGUGAAGGGGUCGUGCCCGAACCGGGCCGAGUCGGCCGCCAUGAGCGACCUGUCCAGGUCGCUGGUGCUGGUCAACUACUUCCGGGACCUCCCAAACUUCCCGGAGGCGUGCAAGGACAACUCGGCGCAGCUGCUGGCCAUGCUCGACGCCUGCCACGCCGCCGCCGGGAACCGAUGGGCGAACUUCGUCGCCGUCGAUUUCUACAAAAGAAGCGAUGGCGGCGGCGCGGCGGAGGCCACAGACAAGGCCAACGGCGGGCUGGUUUGUGGAUGCGGGAGCAUCGCUGCUUGCAAUGUGAAUGGUACGUGCACGCCGUCCAGGCACCGGGCCACGCCCAAAGGCAUCUUCAACAAGACCUCGGACGCGGCGUCGUGGCGGCCGCCGGCGAUGUUGCUGCCAGCCGCUCUCAUUGUUUCACUCUUGUGCUUGUGAAGGAUCGUAGACUCUUCUCUAGAGUACAAAUACAUAGGUUAGCCCGUACUCACUCGACAAGUAUUUAGGAAUAUUUAAGAACGGAGUGAGUACUAAUUUAAGUCCACGGUUCAGAUACGUAGCGGUGAUGGCUUUCUUGAAUAUGGAUGGCUUUCUUGAAUAUGAAUCUCUGACUUACGACAAAAUUGCAAAUAUAAAAUAGAGUACUCUUUCUCA
Molecule: messenger RNA, 1628 nt
Organism: Brachypodium distachyon (stiff brome)
Lineage: Eukaryota; Viridiplantae; Streptophyta; Magnoliopsida; Poales; Poaceae
Product: PI-PLC X domain-containing protein At5g67130
Exons: 8
Coding region: 198-1412 (404 amino acids)
Biological process (GO): lipid metabolic process
Molecular function (GO): phosphoric diester hydrolase activity
Source: RefSeq, a predicted model, not a curated record